GAAAAUCUUCCUCGAGUGAGAAAAGGAAAAUUAGCGCAAGGUGGGAGAGUGGAGGAGGAUUGCUACGAGGAGAGGACGUGGGACCCCAAGGUUGUGAUGCCAGCCCUCACCAUGAUGCCGAUUGCGCAUGUUAAAUCAUGCUUCCCACGAAGGAACGGAUGUCCAAGGCAAGGAUCAGUUGUUCCAUCCUCUCGCGCUAAGAUCGACAUUGUCUUUGGAACCAAUCCCCAUCAUUCACUGGAGGGAUUGGAGGAUUUCUCUCACGUGUGGAUUCUUUUCGUCUUCGACGGGAAUGGCACGAACUACUGCCCAAGACCUCACAUCUAUCCUCCUAGACUCCUUGGUGCCUCCAAGGGCGUGUUUGCUACUCGUUCGCCUCAUCGUCCUUACCCCAUCGGAAUCUCACUCUGCAAGCUCGAGAAGGUCUUCAAGGUGGAGGGAAGGACCCUGGAGCUGUCAGGUGUGGACCUUGUUGAAGGAACGCCUGUGAUCGACAUCAAACCUUACAUCCCC
Messenger RNA from Guillardia theta CCMP2712, 513 nucleotides. RefSeq lists its product as hypothetical. The annotation marks the transcript as partial. The transcript is spliced from 3 exons. NCBI's taxonomy places the organism in Eukaryota, Cryptophyceae, Pyrenomonadales, Geminigeraceae. The record is from RefSeq and is a predicted model, not a curated record.